Lolium rigidum is the source of this 1182-nucleotide messenger RNA. RefSeq lists its product as uncharacterized. Gene Ontology annotation, molecular function: protein binding. NCBI's taxonomy places the organism in Eukaryota, Viridiplantae, Streptophyta, Magnoliopsida, Poales, Poaceae. The transcript has a single exon. Bases 1 to 1182 code for a protein of 393 amino acids. The record is from RefSeq and is a predicted model, not a curated record.
AUGGCCGCGCCGCCGGUGCUCCCGGACGAGCUCGUCGAAGAGAUCCUCCUCCGCCUCCCGCCGGACGACCCAGCCUUCCUCCUCCGCGCCUCCCUCGUCUGCAAGACCUGGAGCCGCGCCGUCUCCCACCCCAGCUUCCGCCGCCGCCUCCCCGAGCUCCACGGCACAGCCCCCGUGCUCGGCUUCCUCCACGACUGGAGUGACAAGCGUAUCCCCAACUUCGUUCCCACCACCGCCUCAGCCUUCUCCCUGGCCGCUCCGGACCGCCGGAUAUGGCGGGCCCUCGACUGCCGCCACGGCCGCGCCUUCUUCGUCACCGAGCCCAAGAUCUGCGAAACCAGGGGACUCCUCGUGUGGGAGCCUGUCACGGGCGCUCAGCAGCGCGUGCCGGUGCCCGCGGCGUUCGGGAACAUGGACGAGCACAUACUGAUGUACCCGAGCGCGGCCGUGUUCUGCGCGGCGGCUGGGUGCGACCACCACGGCUGCCACGGGGGGCCCUUCGGCGUGGCCUUCGUCUUCACCGUCGAUCCACACAAUGACGACCACGAGGAGUAUGUCACGUCGGGGUGUGUGUACUCGUCGGAGACUGGAACCUGGGGCGAGCUGACCCCGAUGCACUGCGAGUUCGGGAUGGACUUCGGAGAUUUCACCUGCGUGCUCGUUGGGAGGUCUCUCGUGGUGUACUUCAUGUCCAACAGCAUGGCGAUCCUCGAGUAUAACUUUCAAAGGAAUGAACUGGCUCUUAUCGACACACCGGACACACCAGACUAUCGAGAGAUAUUUAGCCUCAUGCUGGCAGAGGAUGGAGGGUUGGGAGUUAUCCAAGACUUGGAUUCACACCUCAAGUUGUGGUCAAGGGAGGCGAGCGACAACACUGAUGGACAAUGGGUACUGAGCCGCGUUAUCGACCUGGGAAAUUUGCUCCCAGUUAAAGCUCUCGUGAAUGCAACAAGUAGUCUGUUCGUGUUGGGCUUUGCUGAGGGAGCAGAUGUCAUUUUCGUUGACACGGUUGUUGGCCUCUUCACAAUCGAGCUACUGUCCCAACGGGUGAGGAAGGUGUGCGGUAAGAAUGGCUUCCGCCAAUUGAUCCCAGUUGUUGACUUCUUCACCCCCGUGUCCUGGAAUGAGCACCAGGAUCAUCUGCUGUGGAAUGCUAGUGAGGAGGAAGGAGGGGAAGAGUAG